Molecule: messenger RNA, 1260 nt
Organism: Nerophis lumbriciformis (worm pipefish)
Lineage: Eukaryota; Metazoa; Chordata; Actinopteri; Syngnathiformes; Syngnathidae
Source: RefSeq, a predicted model, not a curated record
AGAAUGGAGUGUUCCUGGAAAACGCUGCUGCUGCUCGUCUGCACCUCGCUAGGGGUCCAGUACACGGCAAUUCGUACCCUGAGGGACUCGCUUUCCGCACCUUGCCGGGGGGUCUACCGCUGUCGCGUCGGACAUGACGGAGAAUCCAAUCAGAGAACCUCGUGCGACGAGACUGGGAUGCCGGCGGAUCCCUUUCGGAAGCACAUCCUGCUCUUCGCCACCACCCGCAGCGGUUCGUCCUUCACCGGUCAGCUGUUCAACCAGCACUCGGACAUCUUUUACAUGUUUGAACCUCUCUACCACGUCCAGCAGGCCUUCACUAACUCCAGUGGAAGGGUCCGCCGGACUUUGGGGCGCCGGGCCCUGCUGGGGGCGUACAGGGACCUCCUUCUCAACUUGUAUCAAUGCCAUCUCCACUUCCUGGAGAGUUACAUCCACCCACAACCUCUGGAUCACCUCACGAAUUCCUUCUUCCGCAGAAGUUCCAGUCACGCGCUUUGCACUCCUCCAGUUUGUCCGGAAGGCGGGGACGGAGUUCCCACCGAAGAGGGUUGGUGUUCCAAGAAAUGCGGGGUCUUGAACCUGACUUUAGCAUCCAUUUCCUGUCUGUCCAGACGUCACGUGGCUAUAAAGACCGUCCGGAUCCCUGAAGUGAAGGAUCUCCGAACUCUGGCAGAAGAUCCGCGUCUGAACUUGAAAAUCAUCCACUUGGUGAGGGAUCCUCGAGCCAUUCUGGCCUCGCGCAUGACCGCCUUCUCCGAUCAGUUUCGCGCUUGGAAAAUAUGGAACGCCACGGGACGCCAACCUCGAUACGUGGACCUGACGCAGAUCACCAGCACCUGCGAGGACAUGGCAGGGUCUGCCAGGACGGGACUGCGGAGGCCGGCUUGGUUGCAGGGACGCUAUUUUUUAGUACGAUACGAAGACUUGGCCAUAGACCCGAAAGGAAAAGCCGCUGAGUUGUACCAAUUCAUCGGACUGGAGGCGGAGGACCGGGUGUUGGCGUGGAUUAGCAGGAACACGAACGGUAAUUCGUCAGCGCCGGCUGAGUGGAGUUACAAGUACUCCACAAGUCGAGACUCAAGAUCGACGGCUGAAAGUUGGAGGCUUCGUCUGGGUUAUGAUAUCGUCAGGACUGUGCAGACUCUGUGUAACGAUACUUUGGCCCUGCUGGGGUACAGACCAGUUUUUUCCGAAACACAGCUAAGGAACUUGACUUAUAGUCUUGUUGAACCGAACUUCUACCAAGACAGUACUUGA